GCGGUAGUGCACUUAGUCUUAGGCAACAGAAUCCCGUCUCUCCAUGGCAGCACAAGGAGGGAAUCCCCGGGUCUUACCUCGCAAUUGAUCAAUUUGCAUUUUCAUUCCAUUCUCUGUCUCGGAUGUAUGUGCUGCUGCCGGCAUAGUCCUCAUAACAUUUAACAGACUGCUCUAAAAAAGAAAGAAAUUGACAUCCCAAUGCAAACUAUUCUGUACAAUUCGAGUGCGCAAGAAUUUUUUAUAUACUUUGCAAUCUGAACAAACAACAACUGCUUUUCUUUCAUGAGCCAGCCACCAAACGAGUUCGACAUGGCACUGAGCGGGACACUACCUUCCAUUUCCACCUUUGCCACCGGCACCAGUGUCAUGGAUACAUCAUCUGGACAGGGAGUCUCUAGCAAUAGAUGGAAACAGGAGAUGUCUCACUUGAAGAGAACCUUUGUCUCUACUGGUCGAGUCUGUGAAAGACAAGACCGGGACCUUUCGAGUACAAUGACCAAAAAGGAAUCUGAGGACCUCGAGCUACUGGACUAUGACUUUAUAUUAUCAAACACCAUGCAUCAGCAGGAACCAGUGACCCCUGCAUCAAGAAAUGUGGCCACCUCCCCUGGCACUUAUACUUACCAACUGCCAUCGCCACAAGACACUGCCAGUGAUGUGAUGUACAACAGGGACUCCUCGGCCACUUUUACCAUUCCAGAUAUUACUGAUGUUUCUCCCUCAGGUGGCUUUGUGGCUGAGCUCAUGAGGCCUGAAUUGGACCCUGCAUACUUGCAACCCACGAGCCUCCAAGGGAAGUUUGUGGUAAAGACAACAAUGGACAUGGGGGACUACAACCAGACCAUUAACGUAAACAAAAGCACUACUGGCAUGGACAGCACAUUGCCUUUUAGGAUCAAACAAGAGAACACCAGUACUUGCACCAUUACACAUCCAAUGGAUAUCCAUCUUGGAAGUAACCCGGCCCAUGGAAAUAGCCAAAGAUCACCACUAGAACAGCAUGAUUUUCCCAUGAGCCAGCCCGUGGCCGAAAGGCCUGGACCAUCCCUUGCCCCAGAGGAAGUCAUGAAUAGAGACCGACAUAGCUCACCUCAGGUUUUAAGUCACCCACCACUGCCACUACCACAAGGUUACCAUGCACCUAGCAACUACCCUUCUUUCCAGCAACAGCCUCCACUCCAGUACCAAGAGCUCAUGUCUCCAGGAAGCUGCAUGGCAGAAGAACCCAAGCCAAAAAGAGGUCGUCGGUCCUGGCCCAGGAAAAGGAUAGCAACACACACGUGCGACUAUGCAGGCUGUGGAAAGACUUACACCAAGAGCUCUCAUCUCAAGGCACAUCAUCGAACUCAUACAGGGGAGAAGCCUUAUCACUGUGAUUGGGAGGGAUGCGGCUGGAAGUUUGCCCGCUCAGAUGAACUGACUCGCCACUACAGGAAACACACUGGACAUCGCCCCUUCCAGUGUCAGAAAUGUGACCGUGCCUUUUCAAGGUCAGACCAUUUAGCACUACACAUGAAACGACACUUAUAAGCAGGAAAAGAUUUUAAAAAAUGUUUAUAGUACACACUGCCUAAAGACACUCAGCAUUGUGCAAGACAAGCCAUGUCUUCCAUGGUAAUGAACAUAUACCAGCGCUUUAUCUUUAAAUAUUACCAGACAAGUCUUCCAAAGACUGGGAAUACAGUAUCAGUCAUUCCAAAGGUAUGUCUCGACUCAAGGGAGACCAUCUUUUCAACUGGAACAACAUUUACCUUGACAAGACUUGGAAUACCAGGUGCUAAAGGAUAACUGGAAAAUAUGGAUAUCAGGGGAAGAAAAAGGACUUUUGAAAGAUUUUUGAUAUAUGCAUUCCCUGGAACUUUGUCUCAUAGCAGUGUAUUAGACCUAUAUUUUUGUACUGGUUACGAGAGCCAUACAUUUAAUGUACAUAAUCCUGCUGGAUGGUGCUCAGUGACUUAAAUAUUAUUAAAGGUACCAAAGGAAAAAGGAAGCCAUUGUUCUCUUAAGUGCCACAUGCUUGUCAGGGAGGUGACCUCUUCCAGCCCACAGGCUUGACAACAGUCAGGUAAAGGUUUCUCAUUGACAAUCUUAAAUGCACUGCGGUUCCAAUGUGCAAUAUCUUGUAAAGUCAUUAAUACAUUUUAAAAUCUUGCCACAGAACAGUCUUUAUUUUUUUUUCCUUUACAGUACUUUGACAAAAUAAUUAUGUAAUAUAAUUUUAAGUGAUGUCUAGUUUUGUACAUUUGUAAAUACAAAAUGUUCUGAAAAUGUGUAUUUUAUGUAUUCUUGAAACUAUGUUCCAAAAUAAAAUAACAGUAUUUAAGGAGAGUGAAUUGAUAGUUCUUUAAACUGGUUCAGAGAUAAAUGGGUUUUAUAACUGGUUGGUACAGGGUAUUAACCGUUUCGACACUGGGAUUGUUAUUUCAGACAUGAUAAUAUAAGCUUCAAUAAAACUUAUUGGCAACA
Polyodon spathula (Mississippi paddlefish) is the source of this 2466-nucleotide messenger RNA. Its product is annotated as Krueppel-like factor 4. Gene Ontology annotation, molecular function: RNA polymerase II cis-regulatory region sequence-specific DNA binding; DNA-binding transcription factor activity, RNA polymerase II-specific. NCBI's taxonomy places the organism in Eukaryota, Metazoa, Chordata, Actinopteri, Acipenseriformes, Polyodontidae. Gene Ontology annotation, biological process: regulation of transcription by RNA polymerase II. The transcript is spliced from 5 exons. The record is from RefSeq and is a predicted model, not a curated record. The coding region runs from base 283 to 1530 and encodes 415 amino acids.